GAACGGACUACAUACAUAUAUCUAUAUAUCGAUACAUCUUCAAGUCGUCAAACGUACAUUCAAGUAUCGAAGUGCUAGCAAUAAACCAUUUAAAUUGAUCGAAGAACAGCGACAGCUGCUAUAAAAUUACAUUUUUGGCUCGUACGAAAAAACUAGCGACUACUGCGAAUUUCAUCACAACAAGAAAAUGUUACUACGACUUGCAUUGUCGACGGCUCGUCCGAGCGGCCUCUUGCUGGGCAAAUCUUCGCAGGCCUUCCUCAAAUCAAAGCCCAGCCUCAACAUAGUGCGCAACUAUGCACGCCAUCCUGUGCGCAACACACGCAAUCCUGUCGCCGUCGAACAGCCACGUGCGCCCACCCUCAAGGAGAAGCUAAUGGCGCCGCCAAGUGCCAACGCUUAUUCGAUGGGCAAAGGCGCUGUCGCCGGAGCCGCCGUCGUCGGACUCGGCGCACUCUGCUACUACGGCGUCGGCAUGGGCAAACACACAAGCAUUGCGGACAACGCCAUCAUGUGGCCGCAAUAUGUGAAGGAGCGCAUUCAGUCCAGCUACGCCUUCUUUGGGGGCUCUUGUAUAUUGACGGCUGCCUCCGCGGCGGCUGUGUUUCGCUCGCCACGCCUACUCUCGCUGGCCUCGCGAGGCGGUUUGCUGGUGCGCAGUACAGCAGCGAGCAGAAGCUAUUCAAUUGGUUCCAAAUCACGGCCAACACCGGAAAAGGGCUCAAUUGCGCAGCCGGCGACGGAGAACGUAGCGCAACAGGGACAAGUGUCGCAGCCGUUGGAAGAGACGGAGGCGGAGGAGGUGGACAGUCACAGUUGGGAGAUGGAGCGUCGUUAUUUGAAGAAUCCGUUUGCGGAUUUCUCGGGCGGCGAGAAUACGCCCUUUGCCACCGAUGAGGAGCACAUCAAGACCCUGAUAUGCACCUAUGUGGACGCCAUAUUGGAGCACUGUCAUCCCAAUAGCGACGAGGAGGACAAUCGCGGUGAUCUGUAUGUGGGCAAUGCGGGCAUUGCCUACAUGUUCUGGAAGCUGCACAGUUGCGAACAGACGCGUGAUCUGUAUCCAGCGCUGGAGCACGCAGCCGCCUUCAUACGCAACGCCAAGGCGAAUGCCAAGCGAUACAAGAAACGCUCCGCGGAGCGUUAUUCGUUUCUGUGCGGCAAUGCUGGCAUCUAUGCCGUCUCGGCGGCCAUCUCGCAGGAGGCCAAGAACACGGAGGAGCUGUCCAAUGAUUUGGCCAACUUCAAGUCGGGCAUACCAUCGAGCAAGGAGUUCAUGCACACCAAAUACGGCUGCGAUGAGGUGCUUGUGGGCCGUGCCGGCUAUCUAUCCGGCUGCUAUUGGCUGAACGAUGUGCUGCCGGAGAAGAAGAUAACCGAUGAUGAUCUGGUCUCCAUUUGCCAGCUGAUCGUGACCAGCGGGCGCGAGUACAGCAAACUCAACAAUUCGCCCCUGCCACUGAUGUAUCAGUACCAUGGGACCGAGUAUUUGGGCGCCGCCCAUGGACUGUGCGCCAUACUGCACAUGCUGCUGGAUAGUCCCUGGUUCCGUACGGUGCCAAUUUCGGCGCCGGCCGCUGAGCUGCGCGACAUUAAGCGCUCCAUUGACUACUUUCUGGAGCUGCAGGACAAUGAGGGCAAUUUUCCGGUGGCCCUGGAGGAUUUGCGCUCCGGACGCGACAAGCGUCUGGUGCACUGGUGCCAUGGCGCACCCGGUGCUGUCUAUGUGCUGGCCAAGGCCUAUUUGAUAUUCAAGGAGGACAAGUACAUUAUCUCGCUGCGACGCGCCGCCGAUCUUGUCUGGAAGAAGGGCUUCCUGCGCAAGGGGCCCGGCAUCUGUCAUGGCGUCGCCGGCAACGGUUAUGUCUUUCUGCUGCUCUUUCGCCUGACCAACGAAAUGAAGUACCUGUAUCGGGCGCACAAAUUCAUGGAGCUGCUAACCAAUUCGGAGUUCAAGCAGCGCGCCCGUGUCCCAGAUCGGCCGCACAGCCUGUACGAGGGCGUCGCCGGCACCGUCUGUUUCCUGGUCGAUCUGCUUGAGCCGGAGCAGGCGCACUUUCCCUUCAUGGAUGUCUUUCACUAGACACACCACACACACCGCAGACACUACGGCAGCCCAGUAUCCGAAACCGAUUCACAAAAUCUUUACACCCGUUCAGCAAAUGUAUUCUCACCGACUUUUGCGAAUUUCGACACACACACAUAAACACAACAAAUCAGGGAGUUGAUUUUUUUUCUAGUCAAAUUUGUGUUACGUCCCCGCCGUUAAUUUGUUUUGUUAUUCUCGUUGCCGUUCGGACGCGAACGAAUCACUGACGGUUAGGAUCAUAAGAUCUCAGUGCAUGGUAAAACCUUACCCCCCCUCCCCCCACCCACACACACACACACACCGCCCCCAUCCCCGCUCUUGGGCCCAUUUGAAAGAGGGGCAGCUAAUCAAUUGAGUGCGUGGCGCCAAUCACCGAACGCAGAAUGUUAUUAAUCAUUCUCAUAUCAAAAUUCUCUGUGCUUUAAGCUAAGCAAUUAAAUAAAAUAAUAAUAAUA
This is a messenger RNA of Drosophila virilis, 2544 nucleotides long. Lineage: Eukaryota; Metazoa; Arthropoda; Insecta; Diptera; Drosophilidae. The record is from RefSeq and is a predicted model, not a curated record.